Molecule: messenger RNA, 1454 nt
Organism: Ilex paraguariensis (yerba mate)
Lineage: Eukaryota; Viridiplantae; Streptophyta; Magnoliopsida; Aquifoliales; Aquifoliaceae
Source: the annotation of a GenBank genome assembly
CAAUUCACAUAAUAUCUCUCUCGCUCUCUCUGUCUCUCUCUCUCUCUCUACAAAACCAAUUCACAUCAGAGACAAACUAUCAUUUUUGGUGAAAAAUUUCCGGCUGAGUUUAGAUAUUUCUUAUCGAAAGCCAUCGUUCAUCGAGUGUUUAAACAACAAUGGUCGACGUAGACCGGAGAAUGAUCGGUCUGAACCCGUCGCAUAUGGCCGGACUCCGCCGUCUCUCCGCCAGAGCCGCUGCAUCAACACCUUCCACUCCACUCCCAGCUCGAAACAGCCUCCAAUCUUUCACUUCUCUAGCUGAUAAAGUCCUCACCCACCUCAAGAACUCGGGUAUACAAGUCCUACCGGGCUUAUCUGACGCAGAGUUUGCCAGAGCAGAGGCCGAGUUCGGGUUCGGCUUCCCUCCGGAUCUCAAAGCGGUUCUCGCCGCCGGCUUGCCCCUCGGACCGGGCUUUCCCGACUGGCGCUCCUCUGGCACGGCGCGCCUCCAUCUCCGGGCCUCAUUAAACCUCCCCAUCGCUGCCAUCUCUUUCCAUAUCGCUCGAAAUUCUCUGUGGUCCAAAUCUUGGGGCCCAAGACCAUCUGAGCCUGAAAAAGCUCUCAAAAUCGCAAGAAACGCUCUCAAACGAGCCCCACUCCUGAUUCCCAUUUUCAACCAUUGCUACAUUCCGUGUAACCCUCCUUUAGCGGGUAACCCUAUUUUCUACAUCGACGAAAAUCGAAUUUUCUGUUGUGGGUUUGAUCUCUCCGAUUUCUUCGACCGCGAAUCUUGUUUGUUCCAAAGCUCAAACCCUCAGGUCUUGUCCAAACAACGAUCUGUGAGUGAAAAAUCAGCCGGAUCAUCGUCAAAUUUUUCGAGAAGAAGUCUUGAUACAGUCACCGGGGGACGAACGCCGAGAUGGGUGGAGUUCUGGAGCGAUGCCGCCGUGGAUCGGCGGCGCAGAAACUCAAAUUCGUCGUCGUCUUCCUCAUCAUCGCCAGAACGGUACAUCGACUUGCCAAGGUCUGAAAUGCCCAAAUGGGUUGACGAGUACAUAGGCCAGAUCGGGUCAGUUCUGAGACAAGGUGGGUGGGCUGAAUCGGACGUUUCAGAGAUCGUACACGUCUCAGCCUCCGGGUUCUUCGAAUGCGACAUGGUUUUGUUGGACAAUCAAGCGGUUCUUGAUGCUUUGCUUCUGAAAGCGGAUCGGUUUUCGGAUUCGCUCCGUAAAGCAGGGUGGAGCUCCGAGGAGGUUUCGGAUGCUUUGGGUUUUGAUUUUCGACCGGAGAGAGAAAGAAGACCGGCGAAAAAACUCUCGCCGGAGCUCGUGGAGAGGAUCGGGAAACUGGCUGAGUCGGUUUCCAGGUCAUCAUCAUCAUAGACCUGUUCUGGUUACCGGCAAACAUCGAGAUUCUUUUUCUCUUUUAGAUUUCCGAAGCCUCGGGUUUGCUUUUUUUUUUUUUUUUUUUUU